AUGGUGAUGGUAAGAGCAGAUUCAGGGAAUUAUGGAGAUGCAUUAACGAAGAGUAUUUUGUUCUUUGAAGGCCAAAGGUCAGGAAAAUUGCCACCUUCUCAACGUUUGACAUGGCGAAAAGAUUCUGCUCUUAACGAUGGCUCGGAUGCUCAUGUUGACAUGGUUGGAGGAUACUAUGAUGCUGGUGACAACAUAAAAUUUCAUUUUCCAAUGGCAUUCUCAACGACGAUGUUGGCUUGGGGUGUGUUAGAAUUUGGGAACUCAAUGGGUUCAGAUCUUGAACAUGCUUUGGAAGCGAUCAGAUGGGGAAGUGACUACUUCUUGAAAGCCACAAGAAACCCUAAUAAUCUUAUUGUUGCUCAAGUUGGAGAACCUUAUGGCGAUCAUGAUUGUUGGGAGAGACCAGAAGACAUGGACACUCCCAGAAACACUUAUGUUCUUACUCCAAACAAGCCUGGUUCUGAGCUUUCUGCAGAAAUUGCUGCUGCUCUUGCUGCUUCUUCCAUGGCAUUUUCUGCAUCAGAUAAUCAAUAUUCUAAAUGGCUUCUUAGCCAUGCCAUACGGGUAUUUGACUUUGCAAAUAACAAUCGUGGAUCUUACAACGCAAGUGUUGGAGCAGCAUGCCCCUUCUACUGUGAUUACAAUGGCUACAUGGAUGAGUUGAUAUGGGGAGCGGCAUGGUUGUACAAGGCAACAAAAAUGAGGAAAUAUUGGGAGUUUGUGAGAUCAAACAUAGGAAGCAUAGAAAGCCAGCCAGUGAUUCGGAACAUCAAAGGAGUUGCAGUUCUAUUGAAUGGUGGAAGCUUUGCUGAAUUUGGAUGGGACUGCAAGAUUGCUGGAAUUAAUGUUCUUGUUUCUCAGUGGGUAAUGGGUGAUCCUUCCAGUGCCAGCCCCUUCAUUCCAAACGCAGACGCUUUUGUGUGCUCUGUAUUGCCCAAUUCUCCAACCAAAUCAGUAUCCUACUCCAAAGGUGGGCUUAUGUUCAAACCUGGAUCAAGCAACCUUCAACAUGUGACUUCAACAUCUUUCCUCCUAAUUGUUUAUGCACGUUACAUGCAAGCUGCUAAAAAAGUAGUCAACUGUGGAAGUGUUACGGCUGAUCCAAAUACACUCAUCAACCUCGCCAAAUCUCAAGUUGAUUAUAUUCUUGGAAACAACCCAUUAGGGAUGUCAUAUAUGGUGGGAUACAGCAACAAGUUUCCACAAAAGAUUCAUCACCGUGCUUCAACCAUGCCUUCGCUUGACCAGCAUCCACAGCACAUCACCUGUCGCGAUGGAGAUCAAUACUUCAAAUCCAACGCACCAAACCCUAACAUCCUCAUCGGCGCCCUUGUCGGAGGUCCAGCCGAAGAUGACACUUUUGAAGACUCGAGAUAUAAUGUUGGUCAGUCCGAGCCUGCUACUUACCUUAAUGCUCCCUUUGUGGGUCUUGUGGCUUACUUCAAAUCGCCUCAAGCUUCUAGCUUUGUUGACUUUGGCUUUAGGGAUUUCACUAAUUAA
Neltuma alba is the source of this 1500-nucleotide messenger RNA. Its product is annotated as endoglucanase 8-like. The record is from RefSeq and is a predicted model, not a curated record. The coding region runs from base 1 to 1500 and encodes 499 amino acids. Gene Ontology annotation, molecular function: hydrolase activity, hydrolyzing O-glycosyl compounds. Gene Ontology annotation, biological process: carbohydrate metabolic process. NCBI's taxonomy places the organism in Eukaryota, Viridiplantae, Streptophyta, Magnoliopsida, Fabales, Fabaceae. The transcript is spliced from 7 exons.